CCUCCCGCUAGCUCUGCAGCGCCAGCUCGGCAGGCGCGGGGCGUGAGUCUCGAGUGAGACCCGCCAGGCUCCAACUCCGCAGCGCCGGGGCUCGGCGGGCAGCAACUUUCUCCCCGGAGCGGCCGCGGCGGCGGCUGCUGCUGCUGCCGUGGCAGUCGGAGCGGGAGCCGGGAGGAGGAAGGCGGCGGCAGCGGUUCCUUGUGCCCGCUCGGGCUGUCUAGCCCUCCGAGACCGCCGGCCCGCGGAGCCUCGUCCCCCCGGGCAGCCCCGGGCCCCUGCCCUAUGUCCCGCAAGGCAAGCGAGAAUGUGGAGUACACGCUGCGGAGCCUGAGCAGCCUCAUGGGCGAGCGGCGCAGGAAGCAGCAGGAGCCGGACGCGGCGAGCACGGCUGGGGAGCGCAGCCUCCUGGCGGCCGCCGAGUCCAGCGCCAGCCUGCAGGGCUCGGGCGGCGGCGGCGUCGGGGACCUGGAGCGCGCGGCGCGGAGGCAGUUCCAGCAGGAUGAGACCCCCGCCUUCGUGUACGUGGUGGCAGUCUUCUCCGCGCUGGGCGGCUUCCUGUUCGGCUAUGACACCGGGGUGGUGUCGGGGGCCAUGCUGCUGCUCAAGCGGCAGCUCAGCCUGGACGCGCUGUGGCAGGAGCUGCUCGUGUCCAGCACGGUGGGGGCGGCCGCAGUCUCGGCGCUGGCUGGCGGGGCCCUCAACGGCGUCUUCGGCCGCCGCGCCGCCAUCCUGCUGGCCAGUGCCCUCUUCACCGCCGGCUCCACGGUGCUGGCUGCGGCGAACAACAAGGAGACGCUGCUCGCCGGCCGCCUGGUUGUAGGGCUCGGCAUCGGCAUUGCUUCUAUGACAGUGCCAGUGUACAUCGCUGAGGUCUCACCCCCCAAUUUAAGAGGUCGAUUAGUCACCAUUAAUACCCUCUUCAUCACGGGAGGGCAGUUCUUUGCAAGUGUUGUUGAUGGAGCCUUCAGUUAUCUCCAGAAAGAUGGAUGGAGGUACAUGCUGGGACUUGCAGCAAUUCCAGCAGUUAUACAGUUUUUUGGCUUUCUCUUUUUACCUGAAAGCCCUCGAUGGCUUAUUCAGAAAGGACAGACUCAGAAGGCCCGUAGAAUUUUAUCUCAGAUGCGUGGUAACCAGACCAUUGAUGAGGAGUAUGAUAGCAUCAAAAACAACAUUGAAGAAGAGGAAAAAGAAGUUGGCUCAGCUGGACCUGUGAUCUGCAGAAUGCUGAGUUAUCCCCCAACUCGCCGAGCUUUAAUUGUGGGUUGUGGCCUACAAAUGUUCCAACAGCUCUCAGGCAUUAACACCAUCAUGUACUAUAGUGCAACCAUUCUGCAGAUGUCUGGUGUUGAAGAUGACAGACUUGCAAUAUGGCUGGCUUCAGUUACAGCCUUCACAAAUUUCAUUUUCACACUUGUGGGUGUCUGGCUUGUUGAGAAAGUGGGUCGCAGAAAGCUUACGUUUGGUAGUUUAGCAGGUACCACCGUAGCACUCAUUAUUCUUGCUUUGGGAUUUCUGCUAUCAGCCCAGGUUUCUCCACCCAUCACUUUUAAUCCAAUAGCUCCUUUAGAUCAGAACACUUCUUGCACAAGAUACAGUUACUGUAAUGAAUGUAUGUUGGAUCCAGACUGCGGUUUCUGCUAUAAGAUGAAUAAAUCAGCUGUCAGUGACUCCUCCUGUGUUCCAGUUAAUAAAGCAUCUACAAACGAGGCAGCCUGGGGCAGGUGUGAAAAUGAAACCAAAUUCAAAACAGAAGAAGUAUUUUGGGCUUACAAUUUCUGCCCUACUCCAUACUCCUGGACUGCACUUCUGGGCCUUAUUUUAUAUCUUGUUUUCUUCGCACCUGGAAUGGGACCAAUGCCUUGGACUGUGAAUUCUGAAAUAUAUCCCCUUUGGGCAAGAAGUACAGGAAAUGCAUGUUCAUCUGGAAUAAAUUGGAUUUUCAAUGUUCUGGUUUCGUUGACAUUUUUACACACAGCAGAGUAUCUUACAUACUAUGGAGCCUUCUUCCUCUAUGCUGGAUUCGCUGCUGUGGGUCUCCUUUUCAUCUACGGCUGUCUUCCGGAGACCAAAGGGAAAAAAUUAGAGGAAAUUGAAUCACUCUUUGACAACAGGCUAUGUACAUGUGGUGCUUCAGAUUCUGAUGAAGGGAGAUAUAUUGAAUAUAUUCGGGUGAAGGGAAGUAACUAUCAUCUUUCUGACAAUGACGCUUCUGAUGUGGAAUAAUUGUGAUCUGCUGAUAUAUUUAGUCAUUUAAACAAACUUGGGAGAGAAGAACAGCAAUUGGUGACCUCACUGCCCUGCUUUUAAUCUGGUUCUUUCCACAGUCUAGUUUUGAAUGACUUCAUAUUCUAGAAUAUUUGAUUCCAAGGAAGAUACAAUCACAAUGACAUCUUUUUUCACAAGCAGAGAUGUAAAAAAAAAUCUACAGAGAUUUUAAACUAAUAGUUAUUAAGCAAAUGUGUUUAAUUCCUUCCUGAGAUAGUUUAAAAUGAAUAUUGUACCCAGUGACUUCCGUGAUAAUCCUUUUUUCCUAAGACUAUAUAUAAUUAUUAGUGGCAAUUGAGUCAGUGCUAAUCUAGCCAAAUCAUAUAUGUGUGAUAUAUACUUACAGCAGAGGAUUCUAAAGUAUGGUCCAAGGGUAUUUUCUGUCAAAGCAUGGCCUGUUGGCCCUAAAUUCUCCUAAGGACACGGAGCUUACCUGUGAUCAGCUAUUAGAAAGUAAACUCCAUUUAAGCUUUCAUCAACAAAUUCAAAAGUGCAUCCUACAGGGGCAUAGCUGUCCUUAUAUCCUUUGGAUCCCACAUUUUGGUUUGUCUCUCCAAUUCAAAUCUGGAAAGUUCUUCAGAAGCUGACUCUGUGUAGGAUCAUUUGAACAUUAUGAAAAGCAGGGCUUUUAGGGUUUAUUUUCCUACAUAUUUUUUGCAUCAGUGAGAAGUAUACAUUUGCACAGAUUAGCUAGCAAGUUUUGAUAAGUAUAUUUUAUUGCUAGAAAGUAAGAAAGAAAAGAUUUUUAUGGACCUUAAAGAUUUUUAACCCUGAGUUAGUCACUUAGGUGUGCAACUGUAAACACAAAAUAGCACUAGAUCUUCAACUGUGUUUCAGGGUCAGUUUUUGUUCAUGCCAAAAUCACCAGAUAUUCACCAUGCCUUCACUCAUCCACGCUGGAGUCCUAGUAUUUGUGCCUUCAUUUGUGUGAUAUAAAUAACUUCUAACAGACUAUUUUUCCCCUUCUUUUAAUCAAAUAAUUUCUGAAACAAGAAAGGAAGGAAGAAAAUCAGUGGCAGAAAUAAUCCUGCUGUUACUGAUGUUUGUUUAAUUAAGUAGUGGGACUUCUAUUUUUCUUAACUUUUUAUUAACUCUUACUAAGGGAAUUGUCACAUUUUGUUACUUACGGUACUCGUCUUUUUUUUUCCUUUUAAUUCUGAGAGCAUAAACUCAUUUUUAUUUUUCACACCCUUUCUCAUUUUACCUGACAUUCUAUAUUAAAAGAUACAUAGAUUUGUCUGUGGGUUUUUC
Lipotes vexillifer (Yangtze River dolphin) is the source of this 3516-nucleotide messenger RNA. It is a transcript of the gene SLC2A13, whose product is annotated as solute carrier family 2 member 13. NCBI's taxonomy places the organism in Eukaryota, Metazoa, Chordata, Mammalia, Artiodactyla, Lipotidae. Bases 283 to 2223 code for a protein of 646 amino acids. Gene Ontology annotation, biological process: myo-inositol transport; transmembrane transport. Gene Ontology annotation, cellular component: apical plasma membrane. Gene Ontology annotation, molecular function: myo-inositol:proton symporter activity. The transcript has 10 exons. The record is from RefSeq and is a predicted model, not a curated record.